Thlaspi arvense is the source of this 1713-nucleotide messenger RNA. Lineage: Eukaryota; Viridiplantae; Streptophyta; Magnoliopsida; Brassicales; Brassicaceae. The record is from the annotation of a GenBank genome assembly.
GUUGUCUAUGUUUGUUUCUGUUUCACAGCAGAUGUCUGUUGAUAUCUGCAAGAAGAAUCCAUCGUUUCUCUGGUGCGACUGUGGUUACAUGAGCAAAGGGCGGUUGUGGUGCUUUCAGACAAUCUUGUUCAAACAUUCAACUUGGAAUUGAUUCACUCAAGCCUCUCCUCUCUUCCUGUUUGCUUCUUCUUUCUUUUUUCUUAUCUGCUUCACAUUCUUACUUGUUUCUGCUACACUGCGUUAUUGUAGAGCUGAGAGUAAAUUCGAAAUUCUUGCUUCAUUGGUGAGGGUAACUUCAUAAUUUACUCCAAUGGUGAAAACUAAGUUGGCACCUGGAUUUCGGUUUCAUCCGACUGAUGUUGAACUUGUAAGAUAUUACUUGAAGAGGAAAGUUCUUGGAAAAAAGCUCCUCACUAAUGCCAUAGCUGAAAUCGACAUUUACAAGUUCGAGCCACCUGAUCUUCCUGAUAAAUCAUGCCUAAGGACAGGAGAUCUCAAGUGGUACUUCUUCUGCCCGAGGGGAAAGAAGUAUCCCAAGAGCGGUAAGGCAAAUCGUUCGACUGAAUCUGGUUACUGGAAGACCACAGGGAAAGACAGAGAUGUUACUUACAAUGAUGAGGUCGUUGGGAAAAUCAGAACUCUCAUUUUUCACUACGGGAAGACGCCUCGUGGGGAUCGGACUGACUGGGUCAUGCAUGAGUACAGACUUGAAGACGAAGCUCUGGCGCUAAAGAGUGUUCCUCAGGAUACUUAUGUGCUGUGUGUUCUCUUUAAGAAAAAUGGGCUUGGACCAAGACAUGGAUCUCAAUAUGGAGCUCCAUUUAAGGAAGAGGAUUGGAGUGAUGGCGAGGAAGAAGAAGUUACCGAGAAUCUUGUACCUCUUCCUUCUGCAGGAAACGCCGAUCCUGGUCCUAGCAGACGCCGACCACACUCGCACGCUCCUAAGGACUGUUUCGGUGGAGUGAUAUCAGAAUCUUGCGUCUCUGAUGUACCGCAACUAACUGCCACAGUACUUCCGCCUAUAACGAAUGAUGUUGUUGCUGACAUUCCCAUGUCUUCUUCUCCUCUUCUCGAGGUUCCUCAGGGACCACUGGAGGACGAUGAGUUCUAUUCGAUGCUGGACCUCUUUGUUGUUAACAAUGAAGAGUCUUUACUUUUCGAGGGAUUCAACGACCAAUAUGAGGUACGAAAUGAGCCCGAGGUUCCUGUUGUAGACGAAGCUCCGGUUUGGUUAGGAGAUGGCGAUCUCAGCGGAAUACCGGACUUGAGCGACGACCUAUUCAUAGAACUAGAGGAUCUGAUUGACCCACCCACUCCUCCCGGUGACAGCAAUGGUCAGACUUAGGACCAUUUUAGUAUUCCGUGCUGUUGUAGCAUCCUUCUUGCUUUGCUGCCAUGGAUACAGAGACCAAACAUGUGAAGCUUUGUCCAGAAUGUUCUUCUGUCGCAAUCUCUGUCUGCACUAAAGGAGAGAGAGAGAGAGAGAGAGAGAGACAAAACCAUGAAUCAGUAUCUUUAAGCCAUCAGAUGUGGAGCUAGCUUCUAUGUUGUGUUUCUGUAACCGUGUUGCCUUAACUUAUAGAUUUCAUCAUCAUUUAUGUUGCGAAAACAUUCGUUUGAACUUUUUGUAUUUCCAUGGAUUCUUAGCUUAAAUGAUAAUGCCCCUAUAAUCAUUAGUCUUUUUAGUCAAAGGCUAUAAGAUUAAAUGUCAAC